CACUUUCCACACCAUCCAUGGCGUGCACCAUCGACUUUCGGUGCCUCGACGAGGGUUUCGGCGGCAAAACCUACAAGCGCAAGAGGGAGCAACAAGCCCAACCACACCACGAAGCCGAUGACGUCAUCAACGACAACGGUGCCACUUCCAUGGUCACCGACGACGCUCUCCCUCCGCCGGCGAAGCGAUCGGCGCUACCUUCGUCGGAUAACCCGGACAAGCCGACGUUCGGGAGGCCGAGCUACGACGGCGUGAUUGCCGGAAGGGUGUCCGGUCGGAAGUGGAAGCAGGCUCGGCAGCGGAGAGCGUCGGCGGUUCAGGUGAGUCGGAAGGGAACGACGUUUGAGGAGAGAGAGCGGCAGAAGAUGAUAAAGAAGGCGUAUAAGGAGAGGAUGAUGGAGUUGAAGGAGGAGAUUCGGUUGAACAAGGUUGAGAAGCGUAAGAAGAGAGAGGAGAGAGAGAAGAGGAAGCAGGAGAAUAUUAUCAGGUCUGGCACCAAGUUCCAGAAGAUUACAAACCCUAAUACUUUGAAGAAGAUCGCUAAGUCUAAGCAGAGGAAGCAGCUUAGAGUUGUUCCUGAUGAUUUGCUUAAGAAAUAGGAUGUUCUUUUUUUAAUUUGAGUUUUUAUAUAUUAUUGCUCUUUUUGAUGGAAAAUUUUGGGUGUUUAAUGAAAAGUUUUGUAAUAUUUAGAUUUUUACUUAUGGUUGGAACACAAGUUCUGUGAUGAUUUUUAAUUGUUAAUUUGAAGCUCUAUGGUUCUAAUAAGUAAGUUAGAAUUGAUAGAUAGUCACGCAAUUUCCGAAUUGGACCUUACAAAUUAGAUUGUGGUGAUUCAGAAUGUGAAAAUGCAUUAAGAAACACACAAUUCAGCCAUGGUAGUCCUUUUCUGAAAUUCAUGUUUAGUAUUUGACUCACAAUUGCAAUGUUUUUGGAAUUUCUGUGAAAUUUUCAAGAAUGAAUCUGGAGUUUACUUCAAAAGUUUCGACUUUCAUGGGUUCCAAAUCAGGUUACAGGAAAACUUCCCAAAUUGUCUUCUACUUUUGCGAAAAGGAACGUGAGAAAAGAGAAUCAUAAAAUUUGUCCCAGUGACCAUUUUGUGAGAGAAUUUAUUGCAUCUGAAGAAUAAUAUAUAUCUUUGCCUGGCCUGUUGAAGAUUGGUAUAAA
Abrus precatorius (Indian licorice) is the source of this 1164-nucleotide messenger RNA. Its product is annotated as coiled-coil domain-containing protein 86. Gene Ontology annotation, cellular component: nucleolus. NCBI's taxonomy places the organism in Eukaryota, Viridiplantae, Streptophyta, Magnoliopsida, Fabales, Fabaceae. The transcript has a single exon. The record is from RefSeq and is a predicted model, not a curated record. Bases 18 to 599 code for a protein of 193 amino acids.